AUGGCUACCAUGAGUUCGACCGCUACCUCCACCAGUGAGCUCAAGCAGAUCCAAAAAUGGAACUCUCGCGUUGAGCUGGGAAGCGUCGAACGCUGCGUCCACGAUGUAAUCGCAGAGAAGACCCAGACAGCCCCAUCAGCAGAAGCUAUUGCCGCCUGGGAUGGCACUUUAACGUACUCCCAGAUCGAUGCUCUAUCGACGACCCUGGCGAGCCGUCUGGUUGAGCUUGGCCACAGCCAGGAGAAAUUCAUCGGCUUGCUGUUUGACAAGUCCAAGUGGACUUCGGUGUCGGUCCUUGCUGUCAUGAAAGCCGGAGCUGCAUUCUUUCUGAUCGAUUCAUCCCUCCCUGACCAGCGCAUCAGACGUAUGUGUGAGAUUGCCCAAGCUUCGGCCAUCAUCACCUCGCCGAGCCUGUCGACGCGAGCGGGUCAGUUCGAGCGGCCUAUACUGGUGGCUGAACACGAAGCCCAAAGAACGGCCACAGCAUUAGCCUCGCUGCCAACGGUCAGCCCCAGGGACGCCCUCUACGUAGCAUUUACUUCCGGGUCAACUGGCGAUCCCAAAUGUGUCGUCAAUACUCAUUCAGGCGCUUGUAGUGGAAUACGACCAUACUCUCGCUGCAUGGGGUUGACCCAGCAAAGCCGGAUGUUUCAACUCUCAUCUUACUCUUUCGUCAUCAGUAUCCUGGACCACCUGGGCGCGUUGAUGAACGGCGCUUGCCUGUGUGUUCCAUCCGCCGAGCAAGUCCAAAAUAGCCUCGCGAGGACUAUAACUGAAUUGAAUGCUAACUGGGCUGAGAUCACUCCCUCUGUGGCUCGGGGCCUUGAACCAAGGAUGGUACAGACAUUGCGCACGGUUGUUCUGGUAGGCGAGGCCACCACCUUGUCCGAUCUCGACACGUGGAGGGGCAGUGUAGAUCUAAAAACGUGUUAUGGACAGACCGAAAAUUGCUUGGGUGCGUUGAUUGACGACAAGACCGAGACCUCGAGUGCAAGCGAUAUGGGGUAUCCAUGGGCAGCGCAUUGCUGGGUUGUCAACCCUAACUCCGAUGACCUCGUUCCCAUCGGGGCUGAAGGGGAGCUUUGGCUCGAGGGGCCAUCCCUCGCGAGAGGGUACUUUAACAAUGCCGAGCAGACAGCGGCUGUGUUCAUUGAAAACCCUACUUGGAUGCAGAAGAUCCGGCCCGGCGAGAGAGCCCGUUUUCUAAGAACUGGAGACCUGGUUCGGUAUCGGCCUGAGACGGGGAUGCUGCAAUAUGUAGGCCGCGGGGGGACCCAGGUGAAGCUGCGAGGACAGCGGAUUGAACUGGCAGAUGUGGAGAGUCACCUGAAAAAGCAGUUCCCCGAGGCAGAUGCAACAAUAGCUGAGGUUGUAAAUCCCAGUCAAGAUGCUAACGGUGCUCUUCUGGUAGCGUUUAUCAUGGCGGGCCAUGCAACGGUGUCUGGUGAUGCCGCCACGGAUGCACCUCUUUUCGCCGAUACAACUGCUGAAUUUUCUGCGCAGAGCCAAAACGCCCUGGCUCAAUUACAAGAUACUUUACCCAAGUAUAUGGUGCCCACCACCGUUGUACCCCUGGCGGCUCGACCCUUGACGGCGUCGGGGAAGCUGGACCGCAAACUGUUGCGGAGCAAGGCUUGCGAGUUAGGGCUCAAGCUUCAGACGUACCACCUUAUAACCGAGACAAAAGCUCAUCGCCCAGCGCGCACGGAGAAUGAGGUUGUGAUUCGAGAUAUGUGUGCCGGCCUUCUGCGCUCGGCUAUAGAGGACAUCAACAUGGAUGCCUCCUUUUUCGAACUCGGCGGCAAUUCAAUCAGCGCUAUGUGGCUGGUUAGUCGUGCCCGCGAAGCAGGCUUUGCCUUUACCUCAGCGAAUGUGUUUCAGCAGAUGUCUCUGGCAGAAAUGGCUGGCAUGUAUGGAGGCGUUGGAUCUGCGAGGGACACUGGUGAUGAGACUGCGAGCGAACUCCCUCUAAACGCUGCUCAAAAGGAAGAGCUCACCAAGUUCAUUCCUCCUGACAUUGACCCAUCCAAUGUCUCGGACUUUUUCCCAUGCAGUCAUGGGCAGCAAUGGCAGCUGAGCAGUCAAAAAGAUGGCGCCUUUCUGUUUCGCUUCUCUGGCCCACUCCAGGUUGACCGUCUUCAAACUGCAUGUCGGCGUCUGGUUCAGACACACUCUUCACUACGAUCCCUUUUCACUUUGCAUGAUGGAAGAUUCAUGCAAGUUAUCUUGAAGGAUAUUGACGAUUUCCCAUUCACAAUCCGGCAUAGCAAUAGCCCCACGCAAGACCCUCUAUCGUUUGCAAAAGACCUGUGUGCCAUUGAGCCUGCCGCUGAGCGCCCUGUUCGACCACUGCAGUUCACCCUGAUUCCAGGCUCCUCAGGACAAGAACAUGUCCUCAUUCUCCAUCUUUCACACAGCCAAUACGACGGCAUCUGCCAGCAAACACUGAUCUCCGAUCUAUGUGCCUUGUACCAAAACCCCUCUGACCCAGGGGUAGUCCCAACAAACUUCGCUCAUUACGCGCGCCAUCUCGCACGCCCGCAGACAGCAGACGAAUCUGCCUUCUGGAAGAACUUUCUCGAGGGCUCAAAGAUAACCAGACUACCAACCCCUCCUCAAAACCCCAGCCAGAAGGUCAUUUUCCUCGAUUGCGCAACUACCAUACCAAUCCCUGACAAGCCCCUGCCCACCGGAGUAACGCUCGCCACAGUCGUGAAAGCCGCGUGGUCCCAUGUCCUCCGAAAAGCAACAGGGAGCCAAGACAUCGUAUUCGCCCAGUACGUCGCCCUCAGAGAUCUGGAGAGCGUCCCACAGGCCCACCGACUAGUCGGGUUCUGUGUGAAUUCGUGCCCGGUCCGCGUCGAUUUCAACGGCAGCAGCGGCAGCAAUAACAAGCCCAUAAAGACAGCUCUAGACCUUCUCCAUGCUCUGAAAACCCAACAUACGCAGACUAUCCCGUUCAAGGCGUCGCAGUGGGACUAUACCGUUUCGAACAACACGGACUGGCCGCGAGGCAGUGAGACGCAGAGUACACAUAUACACGAGAACUUUGACAUUGAGAAAGCAUUUGAUCUAGGCGGGGGUUUGCGGUGUGAGCUGGUUGACUACCUUGGUAUUUUCCCGCCGUUGGAUGCUAUGAGGAGGAUAGGCUGGAGUAUCUGCUGGGGGAGUUGA
Messenger RNA from Aspergillus versicolor CBS 583.65, 3174 nucleotides. RefSeq lists its product as uncharacterized. The record is from RefSeq and is a predicted model, not a curated record. The coding region runs from base 1 to 3174 and encodes 1057 amino acids. Gene Ontology annotation, molecular function: catalytic activity; phosphopantetheine binding. NCBI's taxonomy places the organism in Eukaryota, Fungi, Ascomycota, Eurotiomycetes, Eurotiales, Aspergillaceae. The transcript has 3 exons. Gene Ontology annotation, cellular component: cytoplasm. Gene Ontology annotation, biological process: secondary metabolite biosynthetic process; amino acid activation for nonribosomal peptide biosynthetic process.